AUGGAGCAAUUUUAUUUCGAACAAGAAUUCCGCGUGAUGGUUUCAGCUCUAAAACACGUAAUCGCCGGAGGAGGAGCAGAUGCCGGAGGAGGAGAAAUGAAAGGUUCCACGUCAUCACAUUCCGAACCACCAGCUGCGGAGAAUGUGGUGCUCUUCCUCCCCGAUUCACUCACGUGUCCCGCAUGCAAAAUUGCUGACUGUUUAGGCUGUGAAAAUUUCGAACCAGCUCAAAGUUCAAGGAGGAAUCGGAAGAAGAAGUACAGAGGAGUGAGGCAAAGGCGUUCGGGGAAGUGGGCGGCGGAAAUUCGGAACCCGCAUAAUGCGCAACGGGUUUGGCUGGGGACUUUUAACAAUGCAGUGGAGGCGGUUGAAGCUUAUGACAGGAAGGCGAUUGAGUUCAGAGGUGAAAAGGCCAAAACCAACUUCCCGUUAUCUCAUUACAACGUUGAGGCCCAAAGUUCAGAGAAUAAUCAUGACACUGAUGGAUUAAUAGAGAAUAGAAAAAUGGGCAAUGAAGAUAACAGAGCUAUUCCAGGAGAUACGCUGCCUAUGGAAAUAAGACGUCAAUAA
Molecule: messenger RNA, 570 nt
Organism: Fraxinus pennsylvanica
Lineage: Eukaryota; Viridiplantae; Streptophyta; Magnoliopsida; Lamiales; Oleaceae
Source: the annotation of a GenBank genome assembly